Molecule: messenger RNA, 1427 nt
Organism: Eufriesea mexicana
Lineage: Eukaryota; Metazoa; Arthropoda; Insecta; Hymenoptera; Apidae
Product: Solute carrier family 25 member 46a
Exons: 6
Coding region: 139-1341 (400 amino acids)
Biological process (GO): mitochondrial membrane fission; mitochondrial fission
Cellular component (GO): mitochondrial outer membrane
Source: RefSeq, a predicted model, not a curated record
UCACAUUUAUGCAUACCAACCUUCUAGCCAAUAUGGUUGAGUAUCAUUUUGAAGCUGAAAGAAGUGAGAAGUUGAUUCGAUUGUAAACGUUUAAUACUGAGAAUGCAUAGUUGCAGCUUUUAAAAAUUAAUCUCUUAAAUGAUGGCUGGGUUGGAAAGUUAUGAAAGUGUAUACCGCAGGAAUGUCGUUAGAUCUCAGGAAUCUGAAAGUAAUUUUCUACAUACUUACCAUGGACAAGAUGUUAUUCGCCCUUCCGACGUUGUUAUGCAUCCUCUAGGCGAAGACAAUCCUCCUUCUGAGGCAGAUUUCAAUCUAAAGUAUAAGUAUAAGUAUAUGAUUGCGGGUUGUGGAUUAGCAGCCUUGAUUACAGAAACCUUGUUACUUCAUCCUCUUAUUGUUCUAAGGAGGCAAUGUCAAGUAAAUCCUGGGUUGAGCAAAUAUCACAUAAUUCCGAUCACAUUGGUACCUGUAGUUAUACGUCUGCAUCAAACUCAGGGAAUAAAUACAUUAUGGAAAGGAAUUGGAUCAGUGCUGCUUGUAAAAGGGAUGAUGUUAGCAAUUGAAGACUUCAUUUCUAAAAUAACACCAUGGCCAAAGGAAAUAACAUGCAAUAGUUCACUGAGAGCAUUUGGGCAACAUCUCCUUCUUAAAUGUGUUUCCAUAGGUCUAGUAACACCAUUUUACUCUGCAUCGUUAGUAGAAACAGUACAAUCUGAAAUUACGUCUGAUAGUCCUGGAAUAUUGGAUGUUUUCCGAGAUGGUGCAAUUCGCUUAGUUGAAGUGAACAGUAAAGGCAGAUUAAUUCCCAUUUAUUCUCUUCUGCCAUCGACCAUAUCUUAUGGAGUAUCUAAAUAUCUUUUUACUCUAGCUGUUCAAGGAGUUACCAGCCGCAUUAUGCAUAUUAGGCAAAAACAAUCUCAGGAGUUAAGGGGUGCAUAUAGCAGAAACCUGUUGUCAGAAACAGUUGCACAAGAUAUAGAGUUACAGUCAUCAUUAAUUUCCGCGUUUAUGGCAGAAGUAUUGUUUUAUCCUUGGGAAACAGUGCUUCACAGACUUCAUCUUCAGGGCACACGAACUAUUAUUGACAAUUUGGAUACAGGGCGUAGUGUAACACCAAUACUCACUGGAUAUAGCAGUGCAAGUGACUGUUACAGUACAAUCAUAUCCACCGAAGGUCCGCUUGGUUUAUAUAAAGGAUUUGGUGCUCUUAUUUUGGAAUUUACCUUAAAUGUUGCAAUAGUGCGAAUUGCUAAAUGGAUUUUGAUAGAAGUACAAACGAUGUUACAACCGAAACCAAAAUCAAGACAAAAUCCGCCAAAUUGGUAUUAUGAAGAAAUCUAAAAGAGCAUUAACAUUUGAAGGUGACAUAUUUGCAACAUCUGCUAAAUUUGCAGCACGCCUUCCUGGACUUUCAGAAGAUGGUGAUG